GCGCCCCUCACCAACAUGGCCGCCCAAGGUAGGCGGGUUGUCUUGGCGGAAGUGACGAUAUCGCGGGCCGGAAACCCAGUUGGAGGGCUAGGCGACCUAGGGGCUCCGCUUGGUCCCCGGGCUCAGACCGGCAAGAUGCUGCCUUCUGGGCGGCUCCUGUCGAGUUUGGUGCCUGGGCUGCUGCUCGCUGCCCAGGUGGCGGCGGCAUUCGAGCCCAUCAGCGUGGGCCUCGCCAUCGGAGCCGCCUCUAUCCUCACCGGCUACCUGUCCAAGGGCCUGUACUGCCGCUUCUCCGAGUGCUGCCACGAGAAGCGGCCGCUCAACUCGUCGGCCCUCAAGCUGGACUUGGAGGAGAAGCUGUUUGGGCAACAUCUGGCCACAGAGGUGAUUCUCAAGGCGCUGACUGGCUUCAAGAACAACAAAAAUCCCAAGAAGCCCCUGACUCUUUCCUUACAUGGAUGGGCUGGCACAGGCAAGAAUUUUGUCAGCCAAAUUGUGGCUGAGAAUCUUCACCCGAAAGGCCUGAAGAGUCACUUUGUCCACCUGUUUGUACCGACUCUGCACUUCCCUCACGAGCAGCAGAUAAAACUGUACCAGGACCAGUUACAGGAGUGGAUCCGGGGUAACGUGAGCGCGUGUGCCAGUUCUGUGUUCAUAUUUGACGAGAUGGAUAAAUUACACCCCGGCGUGAUCGACGCAAUUAAGCCGUUCCUUGACUACUACGAGCAGGUGGAUGGCGUGUCUUACCGAAAGGCUAUCUUCAUCUUUCUCAGCAAUGCAGGCGGUGACCUCAUAACCAAGGAAGCCCUUGACUUUUGGCGAGCAGGAAAAAAGAGGGAAGACAUUCAGCUGAAGGACCUGGAGCCAGUGCUGUCUGUUGGAGUCUUCAAUAAUAAGCACAGUGGACUGUGGCGCAGUGGACUGAUUGACAGAAACCUCAUCGACUACUUCAUCCCCUUCCUGCCCCUGGAGUACAGGCAUGUGAAGAUGUGUGUGAGGGCGGAGAUGAGGGCCCGAGGUACCGACGUCGACGAGGAUGUCGUCACCAGGGUGGCUGAGGAAAUGACGUUUUUCCCCAAAGACGAAAAGAUCUACUCGGACAAGGGCUGCAAGACAGUGCAGGCACGCCUGGACUUCCACUGACCUCUACCCAAGCCGGGAGGAGGCCCGGGAGCUCAGCAGCCUGGAGCCCGGCCCCUUGGAAGCACUUUGAAGACCUCUUUGGAGUCUGCUCAUUUGCACCUGUGGGCUUUCCGGGUCUAGACUAAGAGUUAGUCUUUGAAAAGACACUAGUCCGUCUAAUGUACUCGCCGUUUGGCAACACGGCAGCAGCCCCACCAUUAAUUGUGGUUAAGGGUGAGCUUUCAAAUCCCCUUUACACCUGAUGGAAGAAGUGCCUUGAAAACUGGUGUGAGCAAAACCUAGGCUCAUUUCUGACCUCAGAACUGAGCUCUACUUAAAGCUCUGGUAAAGAAAAUAUAAUAGUGGGGCCAGGUGGUGGUGCACCUGGUUAAGCACACACAUUACAGUGCACAAGGACCUGGGUUCAAGCCCCUGGUCCCCACCUGCAGGGGGAAAGCUUCAUGAGCAGUGAAGCAGUGCUGCAGGUGUCUCUCUGCCUCUCUCCUCAUCUCCCCCUCCCUUCUCAGUUUCUGUCUCUAUCCAAUACCCCACACAGCAGAUGCUCCUGUCAGAACUGAAGGGCUUCUGGGACUCCACUGCCACCUGGGGAGCUUUAGGCAUCUACCUGCUGAAUUCCUUAGCAUGGAGAGCGUUCAUUCAUUCAUUCCUUGGGCCUAAGUACGUGAUGGAAGUUGAUCUGGAUGGACCUGCAUAUUCAGUCAGGGCCCACUGCAUGAAGGGGCUCCGCCCAAGGACCCUCCAGCCAAUGGAGCAGGCAGGUCUCUUCAUUCUGGCAGCCGUGUCAGUUCUCUGUGUGCCACUUCCACUCUUGACCUUCAGCCACUGCUAGACAUCCCCUCCCCCAGCACACACAUACUGUCACUGAAGGCGCUUCACAAGGAGGCUGUUGACUGCAUUUGAGUCCCGGGUUCCCAUGACGACAUUCUUGUCUGUUAUAAUUUACACGAGGCUCAGUCUGUCACUCUACUUCAUAGAACCAUUUGAAAUCCACACAGGUGGCCCGGCCCAGACCGAGUGACCAGCUUACAGAUUCUCUGUUGCCAAAGAGUGAAAGUGUUAUGCACUAGAAAUGCGGGUUUUCAAGGAUAGGACUUUUUUUUUUUUUUAAAUAAUAUUUUUGCUUCUGAAUUUUAGAUAAUGGAAAUACAAGAUACUGCUUGUUUUUAAACAUGGAGGACACAAAAUGGAAUCAUUGUUUAUGCCUUUCUUAGAUACUCUUCAAACAAAUGAUAUAAUUUUUUUAUCGUUAAAAGUGUGGUACUAUACAGUCAUCAUUGUAGAGCUGAAAUUGUGACUGGUCCCGGGUGUUAGCUGACAGUGACUGCAUGUGGCGGCAGCAGGCUGGACUGCCAUGUCCUAGAGAAAUAAGACGAAGAUUCCAGAUUGUGAGAAUCAUUCCGUGUCUCAUAGUUGCAAUGCAACUGCAGAUGUAAUUAAGACAACAUGAAGUCUUUUUUAUAUACAAGAUGUGAUACAGUGAAUUCUUAGGGGAGUGCUUUUAGAGCAUCACACUUAGUGGGCUUUUUUUUUUUUUUUAAUGCUAGGGUUAGGAUGAAAUAUCUUAGUUCAUUUUUCUCAAAUUGGAGCCAAACCUCAUUUCUUUUAUAACCGUUUGGGUGGCUGGUUAGGAGGAGAAGUUUUCUCUAUUUACAUUGAUGCAAUAAACUUAACACAUGUUGGCCACCUUUGGACUGCUGUCACUGAUGUGUAACUUGGGAAAGGCCACCACUGAUCAUCAUGACCCAGCCUCCCCCACCCUGUUCAAGAUGUGGAUAAGAACUUGAAUUGACCUACUGAAUGUAAACCAAUAAAGCCUAAAUGUUACA
Messenger RNA from Erinaceus europaeus (western European hedgehog), 2969 nucleotides. It is a transcript of the gene TOR1B, whose product is annotated as torsin family 1 member B. Bases 16 to 1143 code for a protein of 375 amino acids. The record is from RefSeq and is a predicted model, not a curated record. Gene Ontology annotation, molecular function: ATP binding; kinesin binding; ATP hydrolysis activity. Gene Ontology annotation, cellular component: endoplasmic reticulum lumen; nuclear envelope; endoplasmic reticulum. NCBI's taxonomy places the organism in Eukaryota, Metazoa, Chordata, Mammalia, Eulipotyphla, Erinaceidae. The transcript is spliced from 5 exons. Gene Ontology annotation, biological process: nuclear membrane organization; protein localization to nucleus.